GAGAGAGAUAGAGCAUUGAAAUUACAAUCGAUCUCUUUUUCGAAUGAAACUUCACUUCAAACGAGGCAAACAAGAGGGACUUCAUCCCGCACCUUUCUACUUAACCACCACCACCACUCCGGCCUCCGCCACAUCAACCGCCGCCCAAUCCAUGUGUAGUAGCAGUAGUCCCUCCCAUUCCGAGCCUCAAGCUUCUUCUCAAAUCCACUCACCCGACCCAAAUCCCCAAAAUGACUCUCACUCUCCCCCCCAAGACCUAGUUCCACCAAUUGAUCCUGCAAUCCAACCCGACCCGGAUAAGCAAAAUCCCAUAUUGGAUCACAUCAACGACUGUGAACAAGACCCGGAAGACGAAGCCGACGGCGAUCGGGAAGACCCGGACCAAGACCCGGAUAACCCAGGUGAUACUCUCUCUGAUUUUCCCGAUCCCCCUUGUUCUAUUGAUACCCUUGUUGACCCAAACGCCGGUAUGGUGUCAACCAGGGCCCAGCCUUCCUUAAAGAGGUCAUUGAGUAAGAGGAAGAAGGGGAAAGUGAAUGUUAAGAAACUGCAGGCUAUUGAGAAGAAAUUGCAAACCCUUUUGGAUAAUUUGAAGCCCGUCCCUUUUGUGCCCUCUAGGGUUUCUGAGUUUUCGAAACACGAGAGGUUGCUAAAGUGGCUCGGGUUGUGGGAUUUUUGUCAUAUUGAAUUUGAUAGGAGUCUUAGGGUUGACUUGAUUGCGAAGUUGAUUGCUAAUUAUGACCCUAAGGGCCGGUGUAGUUAUGUUAAUGAUCUCCGGAUCAAUGUUAAUCGUUCUGAUUUAGGUAGGGCUUUAAGACUACCCGUUAAAAAGGAGAAAGGCGUUGAUUUAGUGGACUUGGAAUUCGAGACGUUGUCUGACGAAUCUAUUGGUUUUAUUGAGAGUUUUGUUUCAAACUGGAUACUCUUGCAUGAGGACACUUGGAUGAUGCCCAAUGAAGUGUUGAAUUGGACCAAGGCUAUCAAGGAUGGGCAUCCCGGAAAGGUGGACUGGCCAGGACUGAUAUGGUUCAUGGUUGAGAAGGAGUUGAUGAAAGGGGAACGUUUGGUUGAUUGUUAUUAUGCUUCGCAUUUUCAGUGUUUGAUUAAGUCACAGCGUGCCGAGUUGAUGUUAACAAAGCCCGAGGAGCUGGUUUUGGAAGAUACAGGGGAUUUGGAGAUUGAUGGGGUGGUCUUGAAGGAGGAGCAAGAGAGAGUGGAUCUGGAUGCAGAAGAGGAGGUUGUCAUGGAAGAGAAGGAGAGCAAAGAGAAAUUGGAUGCAGAGGCAACAGAGGAUAAGGGUUCCGAUGUUAACAUGGAUGAUAUGAGUCAGGUUCAGGGAAAUGAUGUGUUUGGCGGGCCUAAUGUUGAGUUGACUUUGGGACCUGAUGUUGGGGAAAAGGAAGGGGGGAAAGAUGCUGCCACGAUGGAUCUUGAGGAGGAUGUGGCGGAGGGACAGUGGCGUGUGGAUGGAAAGAACAAUUUCGGUCAGCAUUUCUUGCAGCCUUGUGGUGCAGGACAUGCUGGCCGGUUUGAUAGUUUUGAGGAGAGGAAGGAGGAAGUUGAUGAGCUGGAGGGUGAAGACGACGAGGAAGAAGAGGCAGAAGAAGGAUUUGAUGUUGGGCCAGGUGAUGAUACUGUUGGAGGGGAGGGAUUGACUGGCAAUUUUCUUCAAGGUAUGGAGGCGGACCAUAUUGUUUUUUCACAGGGACAUCUUCAUGGUGAUUCCUCAAUUGAUCUUGUUGACAGUAGGAAUGAGUUACAACAUUUAGCUUCUGAAGGUAUGUCAUUUUACAAUGCCAAUGGCAAGAGAGAAGUUGACCAUGAGCACGACAUAUUUCAACGUUCUCUUGAUAGUAGCAACAAGAGGUUGAGGACUGAUGGCCCAAUGGAUUUCAAGUCACUGGAUUUCGGGACAUGUAUGGGGCAGAUGCAGCAAAUGAUGGUUAGAGCUAGAAUGUUGUAUGAGGAAAAGGAGCAGAAUCUUGAGCAGUUGAACAUGCACAACCAGCUAUUACUUAAUGAAUUGGAGAAGAGGGACAGUGUGAUUGCACAAUUACAAAGGUCAAAAUCUGAGGAAAUACAGAAAAGAGAUGCAGAGAUGUACCGUCUUCAGCGUGAGCUGUUUCUAAUGAGAACACUCUUGGAUGACUACAGGAAUGCCUUGAAGCAAACCAAUAAGGCAUUUACGGAUUAUCGGCAAAAACGUCAGCUUCCUGAAGAGUCAAUUUAUAAAGAUGUUGGUCCUGGAGGAGUGGUCUUAAGCACUUCCGAAAUAGAGAAACAGCGGUUAAAAGAGGAAGAAGACUACAAAGUGAAUUGUACUAUCUUGGAGCAGAAGGCUGAGGAAGCGAUGGAGGGAUAUGAAUUCCAGUUAAAGGAGUACGUCGACAAGAUUUAUUGGGUGCGGAAUAAGCUGGCUGGCUUGGAGGAUGCUGUCAAAGAACUUCGAGAAUUGCGGUUGAAACCUAAAGUUUUAGAAGACCAACAACCUAAUGUUUCAGAAGACCUGCAGCCUGAAGUUUCAGGAGACCAGCAGCCUAAAGUUUCAGAAGACCACCAGCCGGAAGUUUCAGAAGACCAGCAGCCUAUAGGUUCAGAUGACCACCAGCCUAAAGUUUCAGAAGAUCACCAGCCUAAAGUUUCAGAAGAUCACCAGCCUAAAGUUUCGGAAGACCAACAGCAGGUUGUAGAUACGAUUGGAACUUCGGAAUGCCCUUCAAGUGGGUGAGGUGCUGCUUUAUACUUAUCCUGUUAAACCAAAGGGGAUUCCUGACCUCUUUCAGUGAAAAAGUUGUAGUUAUCUGGUCAUUUUUGUUCGAUAGAUUUCACUCUAGUAUAAUUGAAUGAUUAGUUUGUCGUAUGCGUAGCGAUUAUUCUCCUUUCUGAUGCUUGGGCCGCUCUUAUUACAAUAUGCAUCUAAUGUGAUUUUCCAACUCUUGUUGGCCUCUGUCCUGGAUUCCUUUUUUUUUUUGGGGUAUGCUAUCAUGUUUUGUGAAUAACUAUGCAAUAUUUCCAAUUAGUGGCAUCUACCCGGAGAUUCUUAGAUUUCAUGUUAGUUGAUUAACUAGUCUUUGAUGUGUAUUAUAAUCGUUUUCUUCUCUUUGCUUCAUGUUGGAGCUGCAUGUUCUGUGACCAUAUUAAUUUUGUUUGAGUACAUUUUUCUUAUUCUUUGGAGAUAGUUCAUCAUGGUAAGCUCUCUAAAGAAUUUGCCAGAGGCUGUUUAAAUG
Molecule: messenger RNA, 3227 nt
Organism: Oldenlandia corymbosa var. corymbosa
Lineage: Eukaryota; Viridiplantae; Streptophyta; Magnoliopsida; Gentianales; Rubiaceae
Source: the annotation of a GenBank genome assembly